AUGACUCUUUAUCUUUUGGAACAAUGGAAGGCUCAUGAUUAUCAGUUACAAGAUGCAUCAUCUUUUAUGCUUGCAUUAGAAAGUGAUCAUUUCUCAAAUCAAGACAAAGAACUUAUUGUAACCGCUUUUGAUGAUUGGGAUGCACUUACUCCUACCUGGUUUGAAGUUGCCAAUUAUUUAAAAAGUAUUGAAAAACUUGCUGAUGACAAAGAUUUUAGUGAAAGAAGACGCGCAGCGUUAUUAUCUUCAAAAGUUGCUUAUUGCUUAGGUGAUUAUGAUAUUGCUUUAGAAUUUGCUUUAAAAGCUGAAAAUACAUUUGUAUUGACUCCUCGCAAACCAUCGAUUCAAAAUGGUCCACAAGAUGAGCAAUAUAUAAAUAAAGUUGUUGAGCAAGCUCUUGAUACAUAUAAAAAUUUAAGGUCAAAGGGACAAAUUGUUAAGAAUGACUUAGAAAAUCUUGUAAAUAGAAUUUUUGAAACAAAUCUAAAGAAAAAAGAGUACAACUUUGUUAUUGGUUUAGCAUUGGAAACAAAAAGAUUAGAUAUGAUUGAAACUUCUGUAAAAAAUGCUGAAGAUAGACAAGGUGUUCUUUCUGAUACAGUUAGAAAAGUUGUUGAAGUUGAUAUUGAUGUUACAUUCAGAGGUCUUGUUCUUGAUCUUCUCUUUAAUAUGUUUUCAACAAUGGCUGAACCUGAUUUUAGUUCAAUGUGUCAAUGUCUCUUAAAACUUGAAAAACCUUCUGCAGUUGGAGAUAUUCUUACACGUCUUUGCAAGACUGAAGAUGGUACACUUCUUUCUUAUCAAAUUGGUUUUGAUUUAUAUGAAAAUGCUUCUCAACAAUUUAUUCAUUCAAUAGUUAAAGCAUUAACAGAAGAAACAUGCAAUAUCAAUGAAGAUGGAACUGUUGCUUGUACAAAAGUUUCAAUACCUGAAGAAAAAUUAACGAAAUUGUUGGCAAUUUUAAAAGGAACUGAAACAAUUAAACAUCAUAUGCAAUUUCUUAUUAAAAAUAAUCAUACUGAUAUGCUUAUUUUGAAACAUAUGAAAGAAUCAGUAAGAGCUUCAACAAUUCACAAUGCUGUUGUUAUGGCUAACGGUAUUAUGCAUCUCGGAACCACUUGUGAUGAUUUUCUUCGUGAUAAUUUAGAAUGGAUUUCAAAAGCAAUAAAUUGGAAUAAAUUUAAUGCAGUUGCUUCAUUGGGAUUAAUUCAUAAAGGACAUGAAGAACGUGCUAAAAAACUUCUUGAACCAUAUUUACCAAAAGGUGAAACUGAUCAGUUUGGAUUUAAAGAAGGUGGUUCUUUAUAUGCUUAUGGUUUGAUUCAUGCAAAUCAUGGUAAUCCUGAAGUUACCAAAUUUUUACUUGAUGAAUUGAAAAAUGGAAAAACUGCUCCUGUUCGUCAUGGUGCUGCUUUAGCCAUUGGAUUAGCUUGUUUAGCAUCACAUGAUAUGGAAGUUUAUGGAGCUCUCAGGGAUGUCCUUCUUUUUGAUGAUGCCGUAGCUGGAGAAGCUGCAGGCACAGCUAUGGGUUUAAUAAUGUGUGGAAGUCUUAAUAAAACUUGUUUUAAUGAAAUGGUACUUUAUGCUCAGGAGACACAACACGAUAAAAUCCAACGUGGAUUAAGGAAUGGUAUUGCACUUAUGGCUUAUGGAAGAGCGGAAGAGGCUGACCAAUGGAUUGAUGAAUUGUUAGAACAGAAAUCUAAUGCUAUUUUACGUCAAACUGGUGUUUGUGCAUUAGCUUUAGCAUAUGCUGGAACUUCAAAAGCAACUAUGGUCAGAAAAUUAUUGGCAAAAGUUGCCUCAGAUCCAAACCAAGAUGUUAAAAGAUUUGCUGUUAUCGCAAUUGGAUUUGUUUUAUGCAACGAUCCUGAACAAUGUAUCUCAUACACAAGUAUGUUGGUAGAGCAUUUCAAUGGUAAUGUUAGAUAUGGAGCUGCUGUCGCAUUAGGUAUUGCAUGUGCUGGAUCUGGAUAUAAAGAAGCCAUUGCUUUAUUAGAACCACUAACACAAGCUAAAGAAAAUUAUGUUAGACAAGGGGCUUUAAUUGCAUUGUCGUUUAUUUUAAUUCAACAAACAGAAGGAACAUGUUCAAAGGUUGUUGAUUAUCGUAAAAUGCUCACUAAAAUUAUACCAGAGAAAACUGAGGAUCCUAUAGCUAGAUUUGGAGCUAUUAUUGCUCAAGGCAUUUUGGAUGCUGGUGGCCGUAAUGUAACAAUUUCUUUAAAAAAUAAGAAUGGACAUCCGGAUAUGCAGAGUAUAGUUGGAACAUUUGUUUUCUUACAGCAUUGGUAUUGGCAUUCGUACGUUCACUUUUCAUCUCUUAUAUUCCGUCCAACAUGUUUGAUUGGCCUUAACAAAGAUCUUCAGAUGCCAAAGACAGAAUUCCGAUGUAAUGCGAAAAUGUCAACUUAUGCAUACCCGCCACCAACUACUGAAAAGAAAAAAGAUGAUUUAGAAAAAGUUGAAACAGCUAUUUUAUCUAUCACAUCAAAGAAAAAGCCUGGUGUAUGUCAACUUCUAAAAACAAUAAAGGCUGAGGAAAGUGGAAGUAAAAAUAUUGAAUCGGAAAAAAUGGAUACUGAAACAGGCACAAAAACUGAAGCCAGUAAUAGUAAAGAUUUAGAUGUUAAGGACAAUAAAGAAAGUGAUAAAAAAGAAAUUGAAUCUCCAACUCAUAACAUUCAAAAUCCUGGACGCGUAGUUCGUCUUCAAUUAAAAACAUUGACAAUCGGUGAUAAUACACGUUAUAAGCCUGUUAAGUCUAUUACUAACGGAGGAAUAAUCUUACUUAAGGAUCGUAAGCCAACUGAAAUUGAGGAAAUUGUACCACUUGUUGAAGCAGGCGGAGUUACUGAUACAUCGGACGGUGGAAAUUCUAAUGAAGAAGCCAAGCCACACUCAACAUUUGAAAUUGACUUAAACAAAUAUUAA
Messenger RNA from Strongyloides ratti, 2934 nucleotides. RefSeq names its product 26S proteasome non-ATPase regulatory subunit 1. Gene Ontology annotation, cellular component: nucleus; proteasome storage granule; proteasome complex. Gene Ontology annotation, biological process: proteasome-mediated ubiquitin-dependent protein catabolic process; regulation of protein catabolic process. Bases 1 to 2934 code for a protein of 977 amino acids. The record is from RefSeq and is a predicted model, not a curated record. The transcript is spliced from 6 exons. Lineage: Eukaryota; Metazoa; Nematoda; Chromadorea; Rhabditida; Strongyloididae. Gene Ontology annotation, molecular function: enzyme regulator activity.